CUCCGCCGGACUUGUUCAUCCUUGCGAGCGCGCGCGAGAGUUGGACUUUGACUUUUCGCCGCGCGCUUCGACUUGGAACUUCGUCUGAACGCAGUGCUGCGAUACAAAAAAUAAAACUAAACCAACAAGAAAACAUUCAGUGAACUUUUGUUUUUCAAAUAUAACCGCUAUAUUUAAUAACCAACCAUUUAACCAGUUAAUAAAUUAAACUUAAAUGUACGAGAACACUUAGUGAAAAUUAACUAUAAUCACAGUUUGAACUGAACACGAGUUUUAAACACAGUUUGCUACAUGGACGAAUAAUACUGGAGUGGAAAAACUAUCUUCUUCAUCACCAACUAUUAUUAUCCUCCUUUAAACAAAAAAUCACUCUGCUGCUCAUGGAUAUUUUUUAUUUUUGUUUAUGCGAGUGUCCGAAGACUACGUAAAUGGACUAUAACUUGCUCCCAACUUCCCUCCCUUCCAAACGGUAUUGACAUGGGCGACUAUUCUUAAGUGGGGGCCACCGCAAAAUUCAUCUGCCUGGGGCUGCGUAGAGGGGGAACCGGUACGACCAAUAACGCUUUAACUUAUAAUGUCAUCGGAGGAGGAGACAGAGUUCGGUUUGUACACAGAUAAACUCCUGAAGAAAAGCAAAAGAACCAGACAGCGCGUGGACGCCGGCGAGCCACGCAAUAGCUACUCGUCGAUACCGAACUUCAGUUCGCGGCCGACCUUCCUCGGCAACGGUAAUAGUUUGUACGGCGCGAUCUUCACGCAACAUCAACAGUUCGGUCUUUUCGGACCGGGUUUCGCGCCGGCGAAAAUGUUAAACGAACUGCUCGGCAGACAAAAGGCGCCGGCUUCGACAACGCCGGUGUCACAAGUGGGCCCAGUGGUGGAUGGCAACAACACAGAGAGCGAGGAUUCGGUGAAGUUCGACGCGGUGAUACGGUGUGGUGGCGGUGGUGUUGGUGGCGGUCUAACGGACGGCGGCGGGAGCCCGCCUUCGGGCGAACAACUCGCUCACCACAUGCUGCGCGAUAUCCUUCAGGGGCGCAAGCACGAAUUCCUCGCGCUGGAGCACGACCUGCGCAACGGCGCACAGGAUCACAACAUCAUGAAUAACAAUAACAACGAACCGAACAAGGCAGACACCGACCGCAGCCAGGAUGCCGCGGAUGCUGCGGCUGUGGUUGCGAUGAAGGAAUGCCUAGUGGAGGCGGGUGUCGUGGGCGAGCGCCAGCAGGCGGAGCUGAUGGAGGAGGCGCUCAACGGCAUGGAGACGGAAUCGUUGCCGUCGCCGAAAGUGGAGCCGUCCAGCCCCGCUAAGCCAGAGGAUGCGAAGAAGGCGCGCGUGGAAAAUAUUGUCUCAGGUAUGCGCUCCAGCCCAGCGCCGCAGCAGGUAAACGGUUGCAAAAAGCGCAAACUCUACCAGCCACAGCAACACGAUAGCAAUGCUGACCGAUACAUCGAUGACGAAGAAGAGUUGAUGAUGGAAGAGCCCAUCCGGCAGAAGCGCGUUGAGAAGAACGCUCUUAAGUCGCAGCUGCGCACAAUGCAGGAACAGCUCGCCGAGAUGCAGCAGAAGUACGUGCAGCUGUGUACCCGCAUGGACCAGGGAUCAGAAGAGAGCCAGGAGAUCGAGGAGUUACCUAGCGAUAGUGAGCAGAGCAAAAGAUCGGCGCCCGCGUCGCCAGUGCCGUCAGUAACGACGCCAACCACGACGCAGCCGCCAACGUUGGCGCAGCAGGUGAGCAAAUUGAAGAUUAGUCCUCCGGGUGGCCGGCCGUUUCACAACGGUCUGCUGCAUGAAAACCCACACCUUAGCAAUGCCGCCGCCAUGUAUUUGGGCGUUAGUCACAAACUGAUGCUGGAGCAAGAGGCACGUAUGGUCAAGGAGGCGGCAGCCGCCGCUUCAAUGGCCGAGUCGCAGUCUCAUGCCAGCCAACAAGUUCCUCAUCCGACCAACAACCACCACCACAGCCACCAUCAUCAACAGCCGCAUCAUCCGCAUCACCAUUCGCAGAAACCCGAGAACUUUGCUGAUCGGCUAUCAAUGAUGCGCAACAUGACGACACCCACUGGAACCGACCUCGAGGGCCUCGCUGAUGCUCUCAAAUCCGAGAUUACCGCUUCCUUGUCGAAUCUCAUCGAUUCGAUUGUGACCCGCUUCCUGCAUCAGAGACGGUGCAAGAACGACGCGGCCGCCUCGGCGGAGCAGCUCAACAAGGAUCUGCUCAUGGCGUCUCAGCUGCUCGACCGCAAAUCUCCCCGGACCAAGGUAGCCGAACGGCCCAGCGCACCUCCACCAUCAUCCGCAAAUCCUUCAAUCGGUGUGGGCGGCGGAGGUAACCCCCAUACCGGGAGCAUCAGUGGCAGCAACACACAAAUGGUAAAUGGAAAUGGCCCAUGCCAUCCGAUGAUGCCUGCGCAUCAUCAUCACAUGAAUAACAUGCACUCCAAACAAACGAGCGAUUUGCAUAUAAGGCCUCCGAUGUUUCAGCCGCCCAAGCCGCCGGGCAUUAGCCAAGCAGCGCUGUACGCGAUGAACCAUCCUUUCUGCGUUGCCAAGCAGGAGAACAGCCCCGAGCAGAACGAGGCCCUCAGUCUGGUCGUGGCGCCCAAGAAGAAGCGGCAUAAGGUAACCGAUACGCGCAUUACGCCGCGCACGGUCAGCCGCAUUCUCGGCCAGGACGGCAUGGGUAUGUCUCCGGCGUCGAUGGAGCCGAAUUCGUGCCCGUCUCCGAGGCCGCCACCACCCUACCAUCAACCGCCUCCCAUGCUGCCCGUUUCGCUGCCCACCUCAGUGGCCAUCCCCAAUCCGGGUCUGCACGAAUCUCAGGUUUUCUCACCAUACAGCCCGUUCUUCCACGGACCGAGCCAUGGACACCACAUGGCCAUGCAGUUACAUGGUUAUUUGCAACAGGCGUCGUCCUCGCCGCCACGCAUGCAUAAGAUAGAGCGUGAUUCGCCGCCGCUGCAUCAUCCUCCGACGUUACUUCAUCCGGCUCUCCUCGCCGCCGCCCAGCACGGCGGAUCGCCCGACUACGGCCACAUACGCGGCCCCAACGGUGGUAUGAGCAUGGACGCCGACCGAAACUCCGACUGCAACUCCGGGGACAUCUCGUACGACGGAAUGCAGCCUACAUCGUCGACUCUGACGCCGAUGCAUCUGCGAAAAGCCAAGCUGAUGUUCUUCUGGGUGCGCUACCCCAGCUCGGCGGUGCUCAAGAUGUACUUCCCGGACAUUAAGUUUAACAAAAACAACACUGCCCAGCUGGUCAAGUGGUUCUCCAAUUUUAGGGAGUUCUACUACAUCCAAAUGGAGAAGUACGCCAGGCAAGCAGUGUCGGAGGGCGCGAAGAACGCCGACGACUUACACGUCGGUGGAGACUCUGAAUUGUACCGCGUGCUCAAUCUGCACUACAACAGAAAUAAUCACAUCGAGGUAUGGGGCCCACAGGUGCCGUCAAAUUUCCGCUUUGUUGUGGAGCAAACGUUGCGCGAAUUCUUUAAGGCGAUCCAGGAAGGCAGGGAUACAGAACAAUCGUGGAAGAAGUCGAUAUACAAGAUCAUCUCACGAAUGGACGAUCCAGUGCCCGAGUACUUCAAAUCGCCCAACUUCCUGGAGCAGCUGGAGUGACCGGCGCCGGCCGGCAUGCAUUGCACGGAGGCGCUGCCCAACGGUAACGAUAUCGCCAUUUGGUAACGCGCGUUACCAAUCCACACACACACACACGAACACACAUCAACUGCAACAGGGAAAAAGAAGCCACCAACAACACGAAAAACAUAAGGUAUCGUCAUCGUUGGCUAACAACGCAUCGCGCAACUAAUUAUUAACAUAUUUAGAAAUAACAAAAACAAAAUGAUAACUGAAGAUCACACACAUAACAAAGCGGCGGCGGCUUGUAACCAGAGCUACAUGCCGCCAUGACCGCCAUCGCUUAACAUAAUAUUAUUGAGAAUGAAAAAAUCCAACGAAUCGGUGACGCAUGGUGCGUAAGUUUAUUAAAAA
Messenger RNA from Dalotia coriaria, 4000 nucleotides. RefSeq names its product homeobox protein prospero-like. Gene Ontology annotation, molecular function: DNA-binding transcription factor activity, RNA polymerase II-specific; RNA polymerase II cis-regulatory region sequence-specific DNA binding. NCBI's taxonomy places the organism in Eukaryota, Metazoa, Arthropoda, Insecta, Coleoptera, Staphylinidae. The transcript has 7 exons. Gene Ontology annotation, biological process: regulation of transcription by RNA polymerase II. Bases 575 to 3625 code for a protein of 1016 amino acids. Gene Ontology annotation, cellular component: nucleus. The record is from RefSeq and is a predicted model, not a curated record.